GCGGCAGGAAAUCGGGGCUGGUCCCCGCGGGCGCGCGACUUCAUCCGCGUCCCGGUCCCCGCCGAGCGACCCCCGGGCCUCGCCAUGGACGCCGCAGAGCCGGGGCUCCCUCCAGCUCCGGAGAGCAGGAAGAGAUACAGUGACAUCUUCUGGAGUCUGGACAACCUCGAGAUCUCCCUAGGGAACGUGACCUUCGAUAUGUUGGCUGGAGACACUGCACUUCCAGAAGACCCGGAGCCUCACAAGGCUGCCCCAGCCACUGUGGCGAGUGAGACCAGUGAAGGCAGCCGUUGGAGCGGCCCCUCCCUGGAGGCUCCUGUGCCCCUCACAGGGGAAGAACUGGACUUGCGACUCAUUCGGACAAAGGGGGGCGUGGAUGCAGCCUUGGAUUACGCCAAGACAUGGAGCCGCUAUGCCAAGGAGCUGCUGGCCUGGACAGAGAAGAGAGCCAGCUAUGAGGUGGAGUUUGCCAAAAGUAUCAUGAAAAUCGCCGAGGCUGGCAAAGUGUCCAUCCACCAACAGAGUCAUAUGCCACUUCAGUACAUCUACACCCUGUUUCUGGAACAUGACCUCAGCCUGGGAACUCUGGCCAUGGACACGGUGGCCCAGCAAAAAAGAGACUACUACCAGCCCCUGGCCGCCAAACGGACUGAGAUUGAAAAGUGGAGGAAGGAGUUCAAGGAACAGUGGCUGAAGGAGCAGAAGCGAAUGAACGAGGCGGUGCAGGCACUGCGUCGGGCCCAGCUCCAGUAUGUGCAACGUAGCGAGGACCUGCGAGCGCGCUCCCAGGGGUCCCCCGAGGACCCAGCACCCCAGGCUUCGCCAGGACCCAGCAAACAGCAGGAGCGGCGCCGGCGCUCCCGAGAGGAGGCCCAGGCCAAGGCGCAGGAGGCCGAGGCACUGUAUCAGGCCUGCGUCCGAGAGGCCAAUGCACGGCAGCAGGACCUGGAGACCACCAAGCAGCGGAUCGUGUCGCAUGUGCGCAAGCUGGUCUUGCAAGGGGACGAAGUGCUAAGGCGGGUGACCCUGGGCCUGUUUGGGCUGCGCGGCGCACAGGCGGAGCGCGGCCCCCGCGCCUUUGCGGCCCUGGCUGAGUGCUGCGCGCCCUUCCAGCCUGGCCAGCGCUACCAGGAGUUCGUGCGGCUGCUGCAGCCCGACGCCCCGCCGCCCCCGCCACCUGCCUUCUGCUUCCAGGAGUUCUCGCCAGCCGUGCACAGCUCCCCUCUGGACUCCAGAAAGAAGCUCUCUGGGCCUCUGCCUCCGAGGCUGGACGAGAGUUCAGCAGAGCCGGGCUCUUGGGAGGACACCAGUUUAGGCUGCCAGGGGACUCCAGGCCCCACUCCAGGCAGUGAUGUGGACAGCGUGGGCGGCGGCAGUGAGUCUCGAUCCCUGGACUCUCCCACUUCCAGCCCAGGCCCUGCAACACGGCAUCUGGUGAAGGCCUCAUCCAUAGGCACGGAGUCCUCAGAUGACUUCGAGGAGCGAGAUCCUGACCUGGGAGAUGGGCUGGAGAACGGGCUGGGAAGCCCCUUCCGGAAGUGGACGCUGUCCACCGCGGCUCAGACCCACCGGCUGCGACGGCUACGGGGCCCAGCCAAGUGCCGAGAGUGUGAAACCUUCAUGGUCAGCGGGACAGAGUGUGAGGAGUGCCUCCUGACCUGCCACAAGCGCUGCCUUGAGACUCUGCUGAUCCUCUGUGGACACCGGCGGCUCCCAGCCCGGACGCCCCUCUUUGGUGUGGACUUCCUCCAGCUCCCCAGGGACUUCCCCGAGGAGGUCCCCUUCGUGGUCACCAAGUGCACGGCCGAGAUCGAACACCGGGCCCUGGGUGUGCAGGGCAUCUACCGGGUGAGCGGGUCCCGGGUCCGUGUGGAGCGGCUGUGCCAGGCCUUCGAAAAUGGCCGUGCUUUGGUGGAGCUUUCUGGAAACUCACCUCACGAUGUCACAAGUGUCCUCAAACGGUUCCUGCAGGAGCUCACCGACCCCGUGGUCCCCUUCCACUUCUACGACGCCUUCAUCUCUCUGGCUAAGACCCUGCAUGCAGACCCUGGGGACGACCCCGGGACCCCCAGCCCCAGCCCUGAGGUUAUCCGCUCGCUGAAGACCCUCUUGGUACACCUGCCCGACUCUAACUACAACACCCUGCGGCACCUGGUGGCCCAUCUGUUCAGGGUGGCCGCACAGUUUGAGGAAAACAAGAUGUCUCCCAACAACUUGGGAAUUGUAUUUGGGCCGACGUUGCUGCGGCCGCCGGAUGGUCCGAGGGCAGGCGGUGCCAGCCCUGUCACCUGCCUGCUGGACUCCGGACACCAGGCUCAACUUGUUGAGUUCCUCAUCGUGCACUACGAGCGGAUCUUCGGGAUGGACGAGCUCCCCCUGACCACCGAGCCCCUGCCCCAAGACCCCAGCCCGGUCCCUGGGCCCCUCACAGCCAGCCCCCAGCCUCCACCUCUGAUCCUGGUCCAAGAACCACAGUCCCCAGCCGUAGCCGGGGAGCCCAGCCCAGACCCCAAGUCCCACAGCGCCCUGGAGAAGCAUCCCGAGGCCACGCCCACCGAG
Castor canadensis (American beaver) is the source of this 2559-nucleotide messenger RNA. RefSeq names its product GEM interacting protein (gene Gmip). NCBI's taxonomy places the organism in Eukaryota, Metazoa, Chordata, Mammalia, Rodentia, Castoridae. Gene Ontology annotation, molecular function: GTPase activator activity. Gene Ontology annotation, biological process: activation of GTPase activity; negative regulation of GTPase activity; signal transduction. The record is from RefSeq and is a predicted model, not a curated record. Gene Ontology annotation, cellular component: plasma membrane.